AUGAAUGUUUCUACAAUUGAGGAGCUGGAGCGACGGCUGGAUGAGCUUCAGAAGGUGAAGGUGUUUGACGAGAACGUGAGGGGCGGCGUGGAUCGUCUGCUUGCGUCUACGCCAAAUGUUGAAGAGGAGCGGGACCCCGACAUGAAGGUCCGGCUGCUUUUUUUGAGGUGCAAGGCGCUCACGUUACUGCCAAUUUUCUCCAUGGAGGCAGAGCAGGGCUGUGGCGCAGCACUGAAGCUUCGCCACGAUCGACCAGAUCUGUGGGUGCUCCUCAGUGAGUGUCUUGCUCGCCGCAAUGCGACACGAGAAGCAUGUGAUGCCUUGGACAACGCCCUGCGCUUAGAUCCUCACAACGUGGAGGCCUUGUGCCAGUACAGUCGGCUUCUAAGAACUCUUUCCAGUGACCCCAAACUGACACCGGCAGAACGUCUACAACACUUGAAUGACUCUGUGGCGCGUGGUAAGGCAGCAGCUGCUGCCUGUCCCACAAAUACGGAUGGUUGGCAGUGCUAUUCGAUUGCUUUGCUUUCGAAAGCUCUUUCAAACGGCGUUGACAUUGCUGGGGCGCAACACGCCUUACAGGCUAUGCGACAAGCUGCGCGGAUUGCCCCAGAGGACCCCGAUGUGCGGUUUAACAAGGGCGGCAUUGAGGGUUUUUUGGGUCAUUUUGGUAAUGCAGCAUGCGAUUUUCUUGCAGCGUAUGAAGUGGAUCGAAAACGAUUAAAGGGGACGAAGCAAGUGCUCGAGGAUCAUCUCAAUAUUCUUCGAAGGGCAGAAUCGCGCAUAAAGAGUGCACACCAGGCAGGGAAACGAAAUUUUCUCUCUCUGCUUGCCAAAGUGCCCUCAUCAACUGAUGGUGUAACGAUAAAGGAGGUUGUGGAGGGAUCUGCCACGACGCCAUGCCGCGUAACUGUUGGGACAGUGGAUGUCCUGAGUGAGCUUGCAAUGGAGCCUAUGGUGGUUCUGGCAGCUGAAAAAUCAGGUGAGUUUUUGUUACUUUUGUUUUACGGGUUAAAACGAGGGUCCAUAAAGGGCAGUAACACCACUAUUUCUUUGUUAUUUCCGGGCAGUACUCCUGUUCGUGUCACGCACGAAGUUCCCGAUAUUCCUUUUUUGGAAACCAGUUCGCACGCAGCCACGCACACACAGGUCUUUGUUGAUCUCAAAACCACGCUUGUUAAUGGUGAGCCAGUUCCAUCUCACAUGCGUGUCUCUCCCAAACUCUCGUCGAGAAUGUUUAUGUAA
Trypanosoma rangeli is the source of this 1245-nucleotide messenger RNA. Its product is annotated as tetratricopeptide repeat domain 5. The transcript has a single exon. Gene Ontology annotation, molecular function: protein binding. Lineage: Eukaryota; Euglenozoa; Kinetoplastea; Trypanosomatida; Trypanosomatidae. Bases 1 to 1245 code for a protein of 414 amino acids. The record is from RefSeq and is a predicted model, not a curated record.